AACAACUAGAAAAGAAGAAAAAGAAAAAUUUCAUGUAAUAACAAAUUUUUAUUGCUUAAAUAGCAACAAAUAACAAAAAAAAUUCAUUUAAAAAUAGAAAUUGUGCAAAAUUUCAGCUUAUAUCUUAAAAAUUCAAUAAAUUAAGUGUUAAAUUCUAGCAAAUUAAUGGGAAAAAAUAUAAAAUAAAUUAUCAAAAUUUAUUUGCAAAAUAAAGUGAAGUGUCAUUUUAACAAAGAGUAAUUAAAAAUUAACCACAAAAUUUGGGUUUUUUUCUACAAAAAUCGUAUAAUAAAUGGAAUAUUGGAUAAUUUUUUCUUAACAACAAUAAAACAACAACAAAUUUAAAAGAAAAGUAUCCUUCACUCUUCAGCACAACACGCCUUAAAUUAUUUGGAUUAUUUAUACAAAAAAAAAAAUUGUAUAUUGAUUUUUUUUAAAUAAACAACUUUAAUUAAUGAUAUAAUUGGACUCUUGUGCGCUUACGUGAAAAUAAAUUUCAAUAAAAAUUUAUAUAAAACGCAUCUCAAGAAUCUAUAACACAACAUUUCAUACAAUUUAAAGCCGUAAAGAAGAAAAACAUUAAAACGAGUUAUGUAACGUAACGUAAACCGUAACGUAAAAGAAAAAAAUACAAACAAAGAAAAGAAAAAUAGCCUUGUUUUUUGAAAUAAAACUUUAUGAAAAUGUUGUAUUUUUACGAAAAUGUAUCGUUAUCUUAACAUACAAUUGAAAAGAACAAAAUUGCGCAAUUAUCAUCAGUUAUUGUUAUAUUUUCUUAUAAUUGUUUACGUAAUUACGAAAAUAAACAAACGUCUAACGUAAUAAAAAAGCCAAUUUUAAACGUAACUAAAACGCAGUGUUUAUUAAUAAUAUAUUUAAAUUUUUGUUACGGAUUUUUUAACUCUCAAACGCUGUUUAAAUUAUAACGUUGAAUAAAUUCCAAAAUAUAAAAAAUUACACUCUCUCUAACACUCACUAUCAAUCAAUUAAUAAAUCUACUUAGCAUAACUACAUCAGGAAAAAUUCUAAAUCUUAAGAUUUAAAUUUUUCGAAUAAUUUUUAAACACGCUUUUUGAUCAAAAGAAAAAAAUUAAGAAAAAGCGCCAGAAAAAAAAACAAGGAACAUUUUAAAACCCUUCUCCUGCCAUUACGUUAAAACUGAAUUAUUUUAUUUAUUUAUGUAUAUUACACUAAUUUAUUGUGUUAUUUUUGCUACCCCAUUUAAAUUUUAUUUAACACAUUAAUCAUAAAUAAAAAAAAAUCAUCAAAAUAAAAAAUAACUAAACAAAAACAACUGCCUUUACAACCCAAAAGUAAAAAAUUAUAAAAAAAAACUACAAUAAACACCCACCGAAUAAAUCUGGCAUCAUUGUAUAAAUAAACUAACAUCUAAGAAACGUCAAAACUACCACCAACUACCACACGUCAACUUUACGUCACCAAAGGAUAAACAACAAAAACAAAUCAUCAUAAAAGCAGCAAAAAAGAGAGAGAGUAGCCAAAAAGACCAGCAAAAGAGAACAAUCAAAAGAUCAAUAACAUUGCUAAACUAACACCAAAAUCUACCACCAGCUAACUGCAAAACUACAACCCCUUUUCUACACUUUUUAAAGAAUUCUUCAAACAUUUACAUUUCAACACUGCUAAGAACUUCAUCUCCUCUCAAAAGCCUGGGGCUGCUAGUUGGUGAAAACUAGCUGGCUGGCUGAGCCUUCAAAAUAAACUCCUUAAUCUUGAAAAUAACCCACUUGCAGAGAAAGCGGGUUUUAUUUUGUACAAAAUAUGGCAACACCUCAAGUCAAAGACUUGGUGUUGCGUUCGCCAGCUGGUUCAUCCGAGGUCUUAACAUUUUCGUGGCCCCUUCAAGUUGGUACCGGCCAAGAUAGACACGAUAAUGGCAUUGAUAUUAUCGAUACCAUUAAAUUUGUUUGUGAUGAACUGCCAAGCAUCUCAUCGGCAUUCGAAGAGAUUAAUCUUAAUCAUAUAGACACUGCCUGUUAUAAGACUAUGACAAAUCUUGUCGAUCGUUUCAAUAAAGCCGUGGAUAGUAUUGUUGCAUUGGAAAAAGGAACCUCACUGCCUGCUGAGCGUCUAAAUAAAUUCGCUCAUCCCAGCCUCUUAAGACACAUUUUACAAUUAGUUUACAAUGCUGCCGUACUCGAUCCCGAUAAACUUAAUAAUUAUGAACCAUUUUCACCGGAGGUUUAUGGUGAAACCUCCUAUGAAUUGGUACAACAAAUGAUAAAACAUGUAAAUGUUACCAACGAUGAUACAUUCAUUGAUUUGGGUUCGGGUGUAGGACAAGUUGUUCUACAAAUGGCCGGUUCAUUUCCGCUAAAAUCAUGUAUCGGCGUGGAAAAAGCCGAUACACCCGCCCGUUAUGCCGAACGUAUGGAUAUGUUUUUUCGUCAAUUUAUGGCAUGGUUUGGCAAACGUUACUGUGAAUACAAACUGCUAAAGGGAGAUUUUCUGGUCGAUGAACAUCGUGAAAAGAUAACAAGUUCAUCGUUGGUAUUUGUAAAUAAUUUUGCCUUCGGUCCGAAUGUGGAUCAUCAGUUGAAAGAACGUUUUGCCGAUUUGCGUGAUGGUGCAAGAGUAGUAUCGUCUAAAUCGUUUUGUCCUUUAAACUUUAGAAUAACAGAUAGAAAUUUAAGUGAUAUUGGUACGAUUAUGCAUGUCAGCGAGAUACCGCCGUUAAAAGGUUCAGUUUCCUGGACCUGUAAACCCGUAUCAUAUUAUCUACAUGUCAUCGAUCGCACAAUUCUAGAACGUUAUUUCCAACGUCUCAAAACUCAAAAAGGUGCUGAAAACGAUCAUCAUGCGGGUGGCAAUACACGCACUACCCGAGAUCGUGCCAAACGUGAAGCCAAUAAUCAAGCUUUAACAAACUCCCAAAAUUCCAACUCGAAUACUGCACGUACAAAUUCUCCCGCUGCCCAUGUUAAUAAUACAACGACUACUAAAACUAGACAACAACAGCAGCAGCUACAAGAACAACAGAAGCAACAGCAGCAGCAACAACAACGCAGUAUGGAAGUGGAUACAUCAACAGAAAGUGAUGGUGAAGCCAAUACCACCAACGGCAAUAGCAAUUGCAGUGGUGGCCCGACCGUAACGCGAAAAGUAUGGUCCGAUUGGGGCAGUUCCAAAGGAGGCAAAAGUUCCCAAACCGACGAGGAGGAGAAUAACAAUUUUAUAACAACGACUUCGCGCACUGCGCGUACUACAACACAGAAAAAACGCAAGAAAUUAACGCGCAAAGCAGCCAUAGCCAGUAAAAGUGCCGCUGCAGCAGCUCAACGAGAAGCGGCCGCUAAAGAAAGAGCCGAAGCAGCUCAGGCCUCUAAAGAUAAUUCUUCCAAAGAAGAUUUUGGUGGCAAUUCUACAGGUGGUGGUUCAGCUACAGCCAAAGGACGCAAGGGUCGCUUAAAGAAGGGGGCUCGGGGAAGGAAGAAUAUCAAAAUUGCCGGCUUGGAUGUGUUGCAUCAGGAAACUUUACUCUCUACAUCUGUGGAAGCCAUGAGCAAAAAGUUACCACCCGCCCCAGGCACCAUAGAUCAACAAUUAACUUCACUGUUAACUGAAAACAUGGAUCACACCGAAUUGGAAAUACCCACUUCACCGCAAGACACUCCCUAUGCCUUGCAAAUCCUGCUAGAUGUCUUUCGUUCGCAGUAUAUGGCUAUGAUAGAUCAAAUGAAAUCCAAGUCCUUUAUACCCAAUAUCAAAAGACAAAUACAAUUGGAACAGGAACGCAAACAACGCAUAAAAAAUCGAGCUUCCCAAUUAGAUAAACAAAUUAAAGUGCUAAUAGAUGAUAGUGUGGCCUUGUUAAAAGUACGUAUGAAUGAGCUGGGCAUUAAUGUGUCCUCGCCCAAUGAUCUUAUAGCCAAAGCUAAGGAGAUAGUGGGACGUCAUAAAGAGCUGCAAGGUAUAGCCAAGAAGAUUCAAUCACAAGUUACCGCUUGCGAAAUGGAACAGAAACGUUUGCUGAAAAAACAUCUACAGCAACUGCCCGAAUACCAAAAAUUGUAUGGCAUCAAUGGAAAAACCAAAUUGCAUGAUUUAGCAGGCUCUGAAUUGUCUGAAGCUUCGGCCCAUGAAUUGGUGCUCAAGGAAAUUGCUAAUACUUUGGCGCAACGCAAGAAACUAGUGGCCCAAGUCUCCAGUAUAGAAAAAGAGGCCAAUAGUUUGGAAAAGGCGGUAGAUGAAAGAAGAACAGCUGCCGCUUUAAUGGCCCAAGGCACCAAUAUUAUAUUAGCCAAUAGUUCAGCCAACCCCAAUAGCAUUAAUAAUCCUAACCAACCUUUACAACUUACUACCAACCACAAUCACUUGAAUUCUAUUAGCAUAAAUCAUGCCCCUUCUACGGCGAAUCAUUCGGCCUCAGUGGGAGCUUCUACUUCAUCUUCAGCAUCGUUGUCCGUAACUCCAGCAAACAAUAGCUGUUCUACUACCUCUUUAGUGCCAAAUAAUAUGAAUAAUACCAAUACUGCUAUCCAACCCUCUAUAACAGUAACGAAAACUUCUAGUAAAUCAGUGCGUCGUAGUAGAGAUCAUCGUACACGUUCCCAGGAAUGGCCGGACGUACCAGAUGUGGGUAAGAUAGAAGAAAGCAAUCCCGAGGUAUUGGCCCAAAAGAUUUUGGAGACCGGACGUAAAAUAGAAGCAGGCAAGUUGACCACUAACUCCUCCUCGUCUAAGCAUCAACAAAACAUAGCUAACAAUCAUCAUCAUCAACAACAUCAUCAGCAUCAGCUGCAGCAAUUGCAAGCUCAGCAGCAGCAACACCACCUAAUUAACCAAAAUUCUCAUCAUCAUAUGCAACAGCAACAUAUUCCGCCUCAUCAUCCCGAAGAUAAACCCUACAGAAAUAAACAUCACGCUGCAACACAUCAUCAUCAUCAACAGCAGCCGCAGCAUCAUCUACAGCAUUCACAGCAACGUUCAAGUAGUAAUGAACAUUUACCAUCUAUAGGUGUUUAUGCAGCUGCUGGACAAGCAGAUCCUAGUACUUUAAUGCCUGCUCCCAAACAAAGGGACAACAAUCUACUGUUACCCUCGAAUACGGGCACUUCAAUACGACCCAUUAACAACAGCAACAACGCAAUGACUAGUGGCAUUUUACCCAAAUGUGAAUUGCCCGGCAUGCGUAAAACAAAUAACAACAAUGUGCCCGUUGUUAGCAUACAAGAGUCUCCCAAAGUGGCCAAUUUCGAAGAUAGACUUAAGAGUAUCAUAACCUCAGCCCUCAAUGAAGAUCAAGAGCAACGCAAGGCCCAACAGGUGGUUAAUCAAGUGCAAGUUGAAGUUUCUCCCUCGCCACAGCAAUCACCCAUACCAAAACGUAGCAAACACUCGCAUCUUAAUGCAGGAUCGUCCUCCUCCUCGUCAAAUACUCAUAAUUCUUUAAGCAGUAUUAUAAAUGUUGCUACCCAUGGCAUGACUCAUCUAAAUGCUACCACCACUAUAUCACCCAUAACGCCUGCAUUACCACCACCACAACCGCCAGCCACACAUGGUGCUGGUGCAGCUGGUCUUGGGCUCCCAAAAUAUGGUGCUAGCAAAGGUAUGUUACUGCAGCCUCUUAACUCUUCUGCAACGUCUUCCUCAGGGGCGGUUAGCAACUCUUCGUCAACGAAAUCCUCCAAAUAUCAUCAGUCUCUUAAUGUUAAUGCCAAUAAUCCACAUAAUCAACAUUUGAAUAAUAUUUAUGGUGCAGCCGAACACAAUUUGCACAGACGACGUAGUUCGGUAUCAGCGGCUAAUUAUGAACAAUAUAUGGCCAGUCAACAGAGAGAAAGGGAAAGAGAACAUCAGCUGCAACAACAGCAGCAGCAUAUGAUGAAUAUGACUCAGCAUAAUCCCCACAAUCUAUCACUGGAAUUCAAACAGCCUCCGCUUAGUGCGGAAAAUCAUUUACAGCAACGUUCCAGUAGUCGUGAAAUGUUAAUGGAAGAUCCAGCACCUCCGGUGCGUUCCUCAUCGGCCAAUUCGGAUUCGGCUUUGCAAUAUUAUCCUCCCACCCGUGAUCGUCUAAUGUCUCUGGAAAGAAGCAGUAGUCGGGAAUCGGCCAUAUCACAACAUCAUACAGCACAACAUCUCAUUAACCCACAACAACAACCACCCAGCCGGCCCAGCUCAAACUCCUCACAACCCGACUAUACACAAGUCUCCCCCGCUAAAAUGGCUUUAAGGCGUCAUUUGUCACAGGAGAAACUUAAUCAGGUGCCACCCGGCUCAGCGGCUACGUCCGGCAAUUCUCUGCCACCCAUGUCCUCCACCAAAACUAUAGGCGAUUUGGUUAAUGGUGAGAUAGAAAGAACUCUGGAGAUAACCCAUCAAUCAAUAAUAAAUGCUGCCGUUAAUAUGUCCACUGUGGGAUCGGCUUCCGGAGAACGUAAUCCUUAUCUCUUCGAACGUAGCCUCUACAAUAAUGAUAGAGAACGAGAUCGUUCUAACGACAGAGAACGCGAACGCGAAAGAGAAAAAGAACGUGAACGCGAACGUGAACGUGAAAGAGAACGUUUGAUUAUUAAUAAUCAUGCUCAAAGACCCGAACGUGUACAUGUUAAAAUGGUUGAUGAUGUUAGCAAUCCCAACUACUCUGACAUCUCGCCGAGAGCAGCAACACAAUCAGCGCCGUCUGGUCGUAAAUCUCCUACAUAUGCUCAUAAUUUAGCCACGUUGGCAAAUGUUGCAUAUCAGCACAAAACAAUACCAAAUGCAAAUUCAACAACAAAUAAUCAUCAUGCCUCAACGUCCUCCACCAACUCCUCGGCUUCUGCUGUGCCAACAAGACACUACAACAACAGUGCUACUAGUAGUCAGAAUACUAACAGUCAACGUGAAAGAGAUUUAAAUAAUUUACCAUAUCAUCAUAUGUCCUCCUCAGCAUCAAAUGCUGCUGCCAAAAAUUCUUCAAUUAACUCGACUACCACACCCACGUCGUCCACGUCGAAUCGUGACUAUCAAACGGUGGCUUUGCCCAGAGCUGAAAUGAAACCCUGUAUUGAGGCCUAUUUUCAAGAACAAGAUCAUCAUCAGUCGGCUCAGCCGCAGCAGCAGCAACAUUUAUCAUCAUCCUCCUCCUCGUCAUCCCACAGCCAUAAAUCGAGUAAAGAUAGGCAUUCUUCUUCGCGUAGCAAUCGUUUGAAUGGCACAAAUCCUCCUUUAGAAGGUUUGGCCGCCUCAUUAAUGGCAUCACGUAAAUUCCGGGAGGAACACGAGGAACGACAAAAAAGAGCCGCAGCAGCGUCCACAACCACAGGUCAUCAUAAUAACGAUCAUCAUGCUGGUAAUCAUGGCCAACAUCAUCAACAGCAGGCGACGCAAAAUCGUCAACAUCAUAAUAAUGCUGCGGAACAUUAUAGCAAUUCAUAUGGUCAGCAGGCAACAUCAACGCAACAUAAUAAUCAUCAUAAUGGCUCUUCUAUGAAGGUGGAACUUGGUGUAAAACGUACAUCACCCAUGACAAAUAAUCAUCCGAGGGCUUCAAAAGUGCCACACUAUUCCAAUGAGCCGUCUUUAGCACAUCAUGGCACACACUCCGGGCAAAACUCUUAUGCCAAUACUAAUGGCGGAGGUAUCAAUAGUGGUCAUCAUCAGGGACAUCAUAGUUCACCCACCUCUACGAAUUCGGCUGGAGCUGGAGCUAAUUCUUCAAAUAGACGUGGUAAUAAAUUAAGCUUGGAACCUUUACUUAUGAGUCCUGAAAUUAAUUCCAUAAUGGGAGGUGAUGAGGCUAGAACAAUGCAACAGCAUAAUUCUGCUGCUAAUAAUAGGCAAAACUUACAUAAUAACAACAACAAUAGUCAUCAACAUCAUGGUCAUUACAAUAACAAUUAUCAUCAUCAACAACAAGCCCCUCAACACUCUUCCAAUAAUCACCACAACAGUCACCAUCACCAACAUCAUCAUCAACAACAGCAACAACAUCAUCAUAAUCAUCAUAAUAAUGUCCCACAUUUAAAUAGUCGCAAUUCAAACAACAACAACACAAGCAGCAACAACAAUUCCGCCACAUCAUCAUCUUCCACUUCUUCAAAUGUUCUUACGAAUUCUAAUCCCAUCGUAGGAAAUCGUAAUGCAGAUGAUGAAUACUUUGAUAAUAACAUUACAUCCUCUACAUCAAAACACCCAUCACUACCACCAACAUCCUCUUCUUCAUCACAUUCCAGUUUACAAUUGGAGAAGAAGGAAGAUGAGCCCAUCAAUUACCAAACCAAUCCUCAUAUAUCACAACAUAACUUACACUUAGAACAUAAUAGCACAAUUACCAGAUCUAAUUCACCUAAUACUAAUUCAGCACAAUCUUACAAUUAUUCACCACCAUCUUUUUCACCUCCCAACUCUUCCCCUCCAAUUACAACAAAUUUAUUAAAACGUCUUGAUUUGGAUUUUUCCGAUAGUGAUAAAGAUACUAGAAAACCUUCGUAUAUUAAUUCUGAUGAUGAUUCAUCUUAAUGUUUGUUAAACAAACUUCUCUUUAAGACUAGACUCCUCCUGUACAAGAAUUUUAAGAAAUUUGUUAAAGAGGGAUUAAAUUAGGAAUUACUAUUUAGGGAGACUCUAAUAAUGUCAAAUUUUUAAUUCUUAAAAUUUUACAACUUAUUUUUACAAAAAGAAUUUGUACAUAUAUUUUGAGAUAUUGUUUAAAUGUAUCGAUGUGUCAAAUAUUUGUUAUGUUUUAAGAUAUAUUAUUGUUGAUAUACAAUUCAUUAAAGGGGUUUUCUUAGAAAAAUUUUAAUUUUUGAGAAAUUUCGAAGAGUAUUGGUCUCAUUAACAUAAAACUAUUUUCGAACUUAAAAAACUUCUGAAAAUGCUUUCAAACUAUUUGAAAUAGGCCGCAAUUAAAACACAAAUUAUAUUUUUAGAAAUCCUUAGGAUUUAGAGAUUAUUUCGAGAGUUUUAAAAAUUUUCUUUUUCUUUUGAAAAUGUUUUUUAACAUAUAUUCUGCAAGUACUUUAAUAUUGCUUUCAAAAUCAUGAAAAAUUUUGAUAAAAAUUUCAAAAUUUGUAAGUUCGAAAUUCGAAAAUAUAAGAAAUUAGUUUCAAAUCAAAAUAAAAUUAUAUGUUUAUUAAUCCUUGUGAUUUGGAGGUUAUUUUACGAGCUUAAAAUUUUUUUCGAACUUAAGUUCGAAUUUUCGAACAUGUUUUUAACAUUAUUUUAUGCAAGUACUUUUAAAAUACUUUAAUAAUCAUGAAAAAUUUUGAUAGAAAUCUCAAAAUUUCUAUGUUCGAAAUUCGAAAAUAUAAGAAAUUGGUUUUAAAUCAAAAUAAAAUUAUAUUUUUAUUAAUCCUUGUGAUUUGGAGAUUAUUUUACGAGCUUUAACAUAUUUUCGAACUUAAUUUCGAAUUUUCGAAAAUCUUUAGAACAUGUUUUUAACAUUAUUUUAUGUAAGUAAUUUUAAAAUACUUUAAUAAUCAUGAAAAAUUUUGAUAGAAAUCUCAGAAUUUCUAUGUUCGAAAUUCGAAUAUAUAAGAAAUUGGUUUCAAAUCAAAAUAAAAUUAUAUUUUUAUUAAUCCUUGUGAUUUGGAGAUUAUUUUACGAGCUUUAAAAUUUUUUCGAACUUAAUUUCGAAUUUUCGAAAAUUUUUCGAACAUGUUUUUAACAUUAUUUUAUGCAAUUACUUUAAAAAUACUUUAAUAAUCAUGAAAAAUUUUGAUAGAAAUCUCAGAAUUUCUAUGUUCGAAAUUCGAAAAUAUAAGAAAUUGGUUUCAAAUCAAAAUAAAAUUAUAUUUUUAUUAAUCCUUGUGAUUUGGAGAUUAUUUUACGAGCUUUAACAUUUUUUCGAACUUAAUUUCGAAUUUUCGAAAAGUUUCAAAAUUGAUAAGAUCCACAAUUGUCCCUUUAAAUGUCAUUUUAAAGCUGAUACCACAUUGAGAUCAUUCGAUUUUUUUUUUUUU
This is a messenger RNA of Lucilia sericata (common green bottle fly), 9908 nucleotides long. It is a transcript of the gene gpp, whose product is annotated as histone-lysine N-methyltransferase, H3 lysine-79 specific. Lineage: Eukaryota; Metazoa; Arthropoda; Insecta; Diptera; Calliphoridae. The transcript is spliced from 9 exons. Gene Ontology annotation, cellular component: nucleus. Gene Ontology annotation, molecular function: histone H3K79 methyltransferase activity. Gene Ontology annotation, biological process: DNA damage checkpoint signaling; regulation of transcription regulatory region DNA binding; DNA repair. The coding region runs from base 1783 to 8466 and encodes 2227 amino acids. The record is from RefSeq and is a predicted model, not a curated record.